CUCUCUUUUUUGUUUUGUUUUCUCGACAAUAAAAUUAAAUGUCAGCUGUAGUAGGAGUAGCUUGGACAGUAUAUGGUAUUAUGACCAUUGCUCUAGGUCUAUUUAGUAUAGCCUUUACAAAAUAUUAUCAAAGCAAACGUGAUUCGCAAAGAUCAGCCACCUUAGUAACCAUGAUAUCCCUAACGCUGAUCCUAGCAACGGUUGCCUUGUUACCGAUUGACAUAUUUCUAGUUUCCUCAACGGUGGAUUCAGAUACGGGACUUAAAAAGAAAUGGGCAGAUAGUGACACAAUCUACUGGAUGACGUUUACUGUUCAAACCAUGUAUUAUGUUCUUUAUGGAUCUGUCUUAGCCAUGAUAUUCUUUUUGAUUCCUUAUACGUACUUCUAUCACGAAGACGACGAGGGUAAUAACAGACGCAAGACAAAUGCAACUAAAUACACCAUUUUCUUCUUGAUUGUCCUCGGAUUUUUGUUCUUUUUUGGAUUGUUUUUGAAGCCUAAUGCUUUACCUCCGCAUAUCGAUCUAGAAUGGUUUCGCUAUUUGUUGACUGAAAGCCACGGUGCGAAAGCAAUUUGGUUUGUUGUCGGAUGUUUGUUUAUGCCCGGUUUGGCAGUAUUCAUUGUCUACACAGCUCCUGGUCUAUCGCUUAUUCCUUUCUAUUUGAUUAAAGGCAAGAGAAAAAUUGAUGCUGAGGAUGAAGAUGUUCAUCGUCGGUUGCACUCGAUCCGAGAACAACAAAGACAAAUUGAACACAAAUAUGCUGGAUCAAAUGAAGCAUUGAGCGCACAUGAUUAUCGUACAUUAGAAAACUUAAACGAUGAAGAAAGAAUACUCAUGCGUCGUCUAAAUGGUAUUGAAGAAGACAAAAUGGACUUUUUACAACGAGUGCUUAAGUGCUUCAGACCCUUCCAAGUUUUCAUCGGUUUGAUCUUGAUUGUGUUUAUAUUAUUAAUAUCUUUUUCGAUGUUAAUGACAACUAUCGACAAAAUCUUUUUCUCAGUUUGUGGUCGUAGAUGCGGCUUCAUCAUUAGUCAAACAAUCUUAUUUAACCCAAUCAAUUUCAUUUUUGUUCAUCUACAAAAAUUAUUCCCACUUGAUUAUAUUAUCAUGAUAUGUAUUGUUGUCUAUUUCUUUUUAGCAACAAUGACAGGAAUGAUCCAAAUGGGUGUCAGAUUCUUAUGGGUGACACUGUAUCGCAUUAAAAAACGGUCUACCAAGCCACAAGCAUUAUUGUUUUCAAGUCUCGUAUUGACAUUUGGCUUGUUUGCUGUAAACUAUUCAAUGACCUCUGUUGUAGCACCAGGCUAUGCACAUUUUGGAAGUCAAGUCUAUUGUAACCACACGGAAGGUGGACGAAGAGAUUGUAGUUAUGAGAUAGAUCAAAUUGUUCCCUGUGAUAUUUAUGCUCCUAUUGAAAUCUGUACACCGACUGUUUCUUCUACAUUGAUCGACCGCAUCACACUAAACACACCAUUGUUUGGUUUGAUUCUCUAUUAUUCUCAAUGGGCCUUUUUAAUUUCAUUUAUGUUUGGUUUUAUUAUUGCACUUUUCAAGUCACCUUACUAUUAUUCCGAGCAUGUCUUUGAAGAAGAGAUUGUAGAAGAUGAAGAAGAGGAAGAACAGGCUGGUUUGUUAGAUGGACAUCAUCAACAGAUUUAAAAGGAAUAAAAUUGCACGUUCUUAUGUACCAACUCCUUUUUUUUUUUUAUUGCUAUUCUUGCAAA
Gilbertella persicaria is the source of this 1726-nucleotide messenger RNA. RefSeq lists its product as uncharacterized. Gene Ontology annotation, biological process: protein localization to vacuole. The transcript has 10 exons. The coding region runs from base 39 to 1661 and encodes 540 amino acids. Lineage: Eukaryota; Fungi; Mucoromycota; Mucoromycetes; Mucorales; Choanephoraceae. The record is from RefSeq and is a predicted model, not a curated record. Gene Ontology annotation, cellular component: vacuolar membrane.